GGCAAAGUCAAGCUUCUUUAGACUGCAAAUUGACGUCUGCAGCUGGUGUCUUUCCGUUAAAUCCUUCUUCCUGCAGCAACGCGGAACAAAUUUCUUUUCUUUUGGAACACAAGGUUGCCUCCACAGUAUCCUUGACCCUGAAGGAACCAAACCUCUUGCAAACAUCUUCUAUACGAUUGUAUUGUUUCAGAAAUACCCUAAACCUUUGAUAGAAAAUGGCCAUUACCAAUAGAACUACAAAUGGAGAAGCCAACGGAGCAGGUAACAUUGUUGACGAAAGCAUCGCGGUCAAGCCCAAUGCUAUCCAUGACGUACCCCGUUUACUCGAGGAGGUAUCUUCCCAAGGAAAAAGUCUAGUCCAAUACGGUGCCCAAAAUCGCCGACAGCUUCUGGAAGCUGCCCGCUCCUUGGUUUAUGCCCUCGAGACUCCUCGAGAGGCCAUCAUUCGGUUCUGCUGGUCUCAGAGUACUAUAUAUACUGCGAUCGAAUCUAGCAUUAAUCUUGGACUUUUCAAAGCUCUGUCUCAGGAUGACAAGCCCAAAACUGCUGGACAGUUGGCAGAAGCGACUGGAGCUGAGCCUGUUUUUCUUAGUCGUAUCUUGAAGCAUCUCGGUGCAAUGGGUGUGAUUAAUGAGACCGGUCCCGACACUUACAAGCCAACCAAUUUUGCGAAGACCUUGACCAUUCAGAAAUACGCUGAUGGCUUCCCAUGCAUGACCGAGUGUAUCACCUCCGGGGUAGAACAAUUUCCACAGUGGCUCAAAAAGAAUGGAUACGAGGCCCCGACAGACGGCAAGAAUUGCGGGAUGCAGCUGGGGUUCCAGACUGACCUCCACUUCUUCGAAUUCCUAGCAGCAAACCCCGAAUACCCUGUGCGAUUCAUGAAUCACAUGGCCGCUUACCACCAAGGCCGCCCCAGUUGGAUGGACCCUGGGUUCUACCCAGUCCAGGAACGGCUAUUUGACGGCCUAGACAAGGAUGCACCCCUGCUAGUUGACGUUGGUGGAAGUACUGGUCACGACUUGGAAGAGUUCCGUCGCAAGCAUCCGGAGGUCCAGGGCCAAUUUGUCCUCCAGGAUCUUCCCGAGGUAGUACAGAAGGCCCAGCAGCUUAUUAGCCCGGAGAUCAAGGCUAUGGAGCAUGACUUUUUCAAGGAGCAGCCAGUUAAAGGUGCCCGUGCAUACUUCAUGCACUCCAUCCUCCACGACUGGCCUGACAACAAGUGCAAGGAGAUCCUCACUAACCUCGCUCAGGCGAUGACACCAGGGUAUAGUAAGGUUCUCAUCAAUGAAAAUGUAAUUCCAGACACAGAUGCGGACUGGCAGACUACAUCGCUGGAUAUUAUCAUGAUGACUAUCUUCGCGUCUCAAGAGCGCACGGAGCGCCAGUGGCGCGCCCUGGUCGAAUCGGCUGGGUUGAAGAUCGUGCACAUUUUUACGGCUGAGAAGGGUGUUGAGAGUUUGAUUGAGUGUGAGCUUGCUUGAUGUGUAGACAAACGCAAUUUUGCAACCCGGUCAUACAUCCCGAAUUGACGCCUAAUAGCGUUAGCCUAGUGAUACAAUUUCUCUUUUUAAUGAGUCACGACUCAGCGGGUAUGGUCCGUGGGUUGAUAACCGGAGAAUUUCGGUCGUGCAGAGGGGACUUAAUUAAACCCGCUAACAAUAAUACUAAAGGAUAUUAUAUACCAUUAUAUAGUUAGUUAACCACGGAUAAGUGACAGUUUUAG
Messenger RNA from Talaromyces proteolyticus, 1726 nucleotides. RefSeq names its product putative O-methyltransferase. NCBI's taxonomy places the organism in Eukaryota, Fungi, Ascomycota, Eurotiomycetes, Eurotiales, Trichocomaceae. The transcript has 5 exons. The record is from RefSeq and is a predicted model, not a curated record. Bases 216 to 1484 code for a protein of 422 amino acids. Gene Ontology annotation, molecular function: O-methyltransferase activity.